CUCCAGUCCGGACAAGCUGUACAUUCUUACUGGUUUACUAGUUAUUAGUGAGCUUAUUAACUGAACAUUUUGCUGUGUCUUAGUGAGUAGGACUUCGCAAUCAGAGCUCCGGAGGAAAAUACAAGGAAAAGAACAGGAUGACCAAGUCAAACACAUCAAAGGACGUGAAGAGUAUACUUGUGCGUAAAUUUGAGCCGGCAGACAAUCAACGGGUCCAGCUGAUCUUUUACGAAGGGCUUAUGGAGAUGGUACCAGACACUGCCUUCAGAGGUUUGAGACAUCACCCCGAGAGUCUCCUUCUCUAUACUGUCAUGACAGUUAUAUGCUUUAUCAUCACCAUGUGUUGGUGGGUGAUAGGACUCCUCCCUGCAAUUGUGCUGUGUGGGCGUUACUUCUGCAGCAGACAUGUGAUCAAUGGUUACCUGGAGCACGCAAUGAGAACAGACAUGGGAGACAUCGAGGGCUUUUACAUGAAAUCACCAGACUCCUGCAUGUGGGUAGCAGUGGUAGAAGGCAAAGUGGUGGGUAUCGUUGCAGCAGACGGUCAGCAUAAGUCAGGAGAUGCUGUCGAGUUGCGACGGAUGUCUGUUGACCAGCGCUAUCGGUGGUGUGGAGUCGGCAAGGCACUGGGACGAAAGGUUCUGGAAUUUGCUGUUGCUCAACGAUACUCCUCUGUCAUCCUGGGUACCACAGCAUACUCAGUUUCUGCCCACCUGCUCUACCAACGCCUGGGCUUCCGCUGUGUUUGGGUCACCAAUGGAUAUGUCACACCUGGGGCAAGAGCUUCCUUUCUGGAGCGAAUUUUCUACAGGGUCCGCCAUCAUCACUACAGACUUGAUGUACAAAAUAGCAGAAUCACUUCAAAUGGGCAACACUCACUUUUGUGAGUGCAGCUGCCUCAGUUAAAGAGAAAUUUUCAGCCUUGUUGCUUAUGUUCUCCAACCUAUGUGGAUAGUGGCAGACACUGACAAUACUGUACAUAGAGUUUACUUAUGUCUCCUGCUGACAAUCAACUAUGGUUUCUUUUAACCAUGAUUACAGUCUCUCCUAUCCAUGUAGUUUUAUUUACCUAAACUUAAUCUAAUCUUAAAUGUAGAAUUGGCAGAUCGAAAAGAUUCAUAUGAAAUGUUUUCUUUUUGUCAGACCUCUGACAAAUUAUG
Messenger RNA from Scatophagus argus, 1160 nucleotides. RefSeq names its product N-acetylaspartate synthetase-like. The transcript has 3 exons. Gene Ontology annotation, cellular component: mitochondrial membrane. Bases 138 to 887 code for a protein of 249 amino acids. Gene Ontology annotation, molecular function: L-aspartate N-acetyltransferase activity. The record is from RefSeq and is a predicted model, not a curated record. NCBI's taxonomy places the organism in Eukaryota, Metazoa, Chordata, Actinopteri, Scatophagidae.